Molecule: messenger RNA, 3506 nt
Organism: Orcinus orca (killer whale)
Lineage: Eukaryota; Metazoa; Chordata; Mammalia; Artiodactyla; Delphinidae
Gene: TFR2
Product: transferrin receptor 2
Exons: 18
Coding region: 338-3037 (899 amino acids)
Biological process (GO): endocytic iron import into cell; transferrin transport
Cellular component (GO): external side of plasma membrane
Molecular function (GO): transferrin receptor activity
Source: RefSeq, a predicted model, not a curated record
AGGAGCCACGGAUGCCUCAGGUUUCAAAGGGGCCGCAAUCCAGGGAGGAUCACGCAGCGAGAACCCGGGAGAGUCGCUCAGUUAGGCGCCCAGCGAGGAGCUGAGUUGCGGCGGGAAGUGGGAGCCGGAGAGAGGAUGCGGCGGUAGGGGCGGGGCGGAGCCGAGGAGCCGGCCCAGGGGCGUGGCCUGGGCGUGGCCGGAGGUGGGAUCUCGGGUGGGCGGGGCCUCGGGGCUCCCGAGAGGCCGCACUUAAGCACCCCUGGACCCACAGCUCAGGUGAGACGGGACUGCGCUGUCUUUUCCGGGGCGCUAGGCGGUGACAAGAGUGGGGCAGGGAAUGUGGCACCGGUACUCCCCAGCAGCUCAGAACUUCUCUCCCAACUUGGACUGCAGGGCUCAGGAGGGGCACGAGCAUGGAGCGGCUUUGGGGUCUACUCCAGAGAGCGGUAAGAUAGCGUGGGGCUGGGGGAACCUUAGGCCUUCUCUCCAGGUCCUCAGUCCCCUCCCAAACCCCAAGGCGGGCCCCUCCCCUUCCCUACCUCCUACUCUCCCCCCCAGCCUGCUUCUUGGGGCCCUCUCCCCUGCCUUGUGCCCAUGGCACCCCGAAGUCACUGACCCUGUUAUCGCCAGAUUCCUCCCCAUCCUCCAGGCCUCUUUCCCCGAUUUCAUGUCCACCACGCCCCUACAGCAAAGGUUGUCCCCAGGACCCUCUCAGACCAUCUACAAGCGUGUGGAGGGCACCCAGCAGGGGCCCCUGGAGGAGGAAGAGGAAGACAGGGAGGAGGGGACCGAGCCACCGGCCCACUUCUUCCCCAUGGAGCUGAGGGGCCCCGAGCCCCUGGGCUCUCGACCAGCUCGGCAAAACCCCAGACUCUGGGCAGCAGCAGGACGAAGAGCCACCCCCUACCUGGUCCUGACAGCCCUACUGAUCUUCACUGGGGCCUUCCUCCUGGGCUACGUGGUCUUCCGGGGGUCCUGCCAGGCAUGUGGGGAUGACGUGAUGGUGGUCAGCGAGGACAUGAACCAUGAGCUGGGCCCGGACUCCCACCAGGGCACAUUGUACUGGAGCGACCUCCAGGCCAUGUUUCUGCGGCACCUGGGGGAGGGGCGUCUGGAAGAUACCAUCAGGCAAACCAGCCUUCGGGAAAGGGUAGCCGGCUCGGCCGGGAUGGCAGCCCUGGUUCAGGACCUCCGCGCGGUGCUCUUGAGCCAGAAGCUGGACCACGUGUGGAUGGACACGCACUACGUGGGGCUGCAGUUCCCGGACCCGGCUCACCCCAACGCCCUGCACUGGGUGGAUGCCGCCGGGAAGCAUGGGGAGCAGCUGCCACUGGAGGACCCGGACGUUUACUGCCCCUACAGCGCCACGGGCAACGCCACGGGAGAGCUGGUGUACGCCCACUACGGGCGGCCGGAGGACCUGCAGGACCUGCGGGCCCGGGGCGUGGAGCCGAAGGGGCGCCUCCUGCUGGUGCGCUUGGGGGUGAUCAACUUUGCCCAGAAGGUGGCCAGUGCCCAGGACUUUGGGGCCCAAGGAGUGCUCAUAUACCCGGACCCGGCAGACUUCUCCCAGGGCCCACACAAGCUUAGCCUGUCCAGCCACCGGGCUGUGUAUGGACAUGUGCACCUGGGAACGGGCGAUCCCUACACACCUGGCUUCCCUUCCUUCAAUCAAACCCAGUUCCCUCCGGUCCAGUCCUCGGGCCUCCCCAGCAUCCCAGCGCAGCCCAUCAGCGCGGACACUGCCUCCCUCCUACUGAGGAAGCUUGAAGGCCCUGUGGCCCCCCAGGAAUGGCAGGGGCACCUCCCAGUCUCCCCUUAUCGCCUGGGCCCUGGGCCAGGCCUGCACCUAGGGGUCAACAACCACAGGGCCUCCACCCCCAUCAGCAACAUCUUUGGCUGCAUCGAGGGCCGCUCAGAGCCAGAGGGAUGCAUGGGGCCCAGGAGCAGCCAGGUCCGCCGUGGGGACCGCCAUACUGCUGGAGCUGGUGCGGACCUUUUCCUCCAUGGCUUCCGGCCCCGCAGAAGUCUUCUCUUCAUCAGCUGGGAUGGUGGUGACUUUGGGAGUGUGGGCUCCAUGGAGUGGCUGGAGGGCUACCUCAGCGUGCUGCACCUCAAAGCCGUAGUCUAUGUGAGCCUGGACAAUGCAGUGCUGGGGGAUGACAAGUUCCACGCCAAGACCAGCCCCCUUCUGAUCAGCCUCAUCGAGAACAUCCUAAAGCAGGUGGACUCUCCUAACCGCAGUGGGCAGACACUCUUCGAGCAGGUAGUGUUCAACAAUCACAGCUGGGAAGCUGAGGUGAUCCGCCCGCUGCCCAUGGACAGCAGUGCCUAUUCCUUCACGGCCUUUGCGGGGGUCCCUGCCGUUGAGUUCUCCUUCAUAGAGGAUGGCCCGAUGUACCCGUUCCUGCACACGAAGGACGACACCUAUGAGAACCUGCACAGGGUACUGCGGGGCCGCCUGCCUGCCGUGGCCCAGGCUGUGGCCCAGCUCGCCGGGCAGCUCCUCAUCCGGCUCAGCCACGAUCACCUCCUGCCCCUCGACUUCGGCCGCUAUGGGGAUGUGGUCCUCAGGCACAUCGGCAGCCUCAAUGAGUUCUCUGGGGACCUCAAGGCCCGCGGGCUGACCCUCCAGUGGGUGUACUCGGCGCGGGGGGACUACAUCCGGGCGGCCGAGAAGCUGCGGAAGGAGAUCUACAGCUCGGAGGAGAGCGACGAGAGACUGACGCGCAUGUACAACGUGCGCAUUAUGCGGGUGGAGUUCUACUUCCUGUCCCAGUACGUGUCGGCGGCCGACUCACCGUUCCGCCACAUCUUCCUGGGUCGCGGAGACCACACGCUGGGUGCCCUGGUGGACCACGUGCGGCUGCUGCGCUCGAGUGGCCCUGGGGCCCUUGGGGAGGAGGCCCAGGUGGCGCGGGGCCUGGGCUUCCAGGAGAGCCGCUUCCGGCGCCAGCUGGCCCUGCUCACCUGGACGCUGCAGGGGGCAGCCAACGCGCUGAGCGGGGACGUCUGGAACAUCGAUAACAACUUCUGAGGCCCGUGGUAUGGUGGGGUCACGGCACAUGCCCCUGACCCCUGCCGAGAGCGCCUGCUCUCCCUUCGAGUGAUUUCUGGGUGACCGAGAUGCCUGUGCACCACCUCCCAUUGCUGACUCAUUUUUAGCCCUUACCGUACCUCCAAGGGCCCCAGCAAUGACGCCAGCGCAGACCCCCACACACCCCAGGCCCUGCAACGUAGGAGUAGGUGAGCAGUGCCUUCCAUAAUGGGAUGGUCAUACUGUCAGCUAAUCAGGGAGCAGCAUCUGCUCUCUCAAUCACAGCCCCUUCCUCUUCAGGAGCAGGGUCCCCCAUCUACAGCUAGAGACCACUCUGGAAGGUUUCCUGGGACCUGGCCAGCCUUCUUGGUGGGAAAGAUCUGCUGCGACCAUAACUUUAUGGCCAAUCCAUGUCGUGCAGUGGGAGGGGCUGGGGUUUGAACCUCAAUAAACCACCUGUGGCAUCUGU